AUGUCGAGUCGUCUGCGAGAUCCCUUCGCCUGGCCAGCGUUGGUUGAUCCGCAUAAUGACGACUCUCCUUCUAGCUGGUUGGUUGACGCCAGUAAUUCUGCUCUCCAGAGGAACCAACGUCUAUCCGUUACUCCUUGGAUUGAAGCCGUGAAUUUUCUACUGCGUCUUCCGGUAAUUCCAGGCAGCACCAUUGAAUGUUUGAUGGUUAAGCAAUUGGUCUAUGAUCUGUCGGCGUUGAGUCUUUAUCUUGAUGCUGAUGACCUGUUACGACCGUUUUCUUGUCACCGCAUCAAUGCGUCGAGCGGAUUAGUGUCUAGAGUUGCAGGAGCCUGGUUAACACUCCUGUGCAGUAAGAAGCUGUUGACGGAUCUGGUAACGGAUGAACGAUGCGCGAUUGUUCCUUUUUCCAUCUGCGUUGCCCGGUCAUCAUGA
Molecule: messenger RNA, 432 nt
Organism: Fomitiporia mediterranea MF3/22
Lineage: Eukaryota; Fungi; Basidiomycota; Agaricomycetes; Hymenochaetales; Hymenochaetaceae
Exons: 2
Coding region: 1-432 (143 amino acids)
Source: RefSeq, a predicted model, not a curated record